This is a messenger RNA of Polyodon spathula (Mississippi paddlefish), 3842 nucleotides long. It is a transcript of the gene esr2a, whose product is annotated as estrogen receptor 2a. Bases 479 to 2140 code for a protein of 553 amino acids. Lineage: Eukaryota; Metazoa; Chordata; Actinopteri; Acipenseriformes; Polyodontidae. Gene Ontology annotation, biological process: estrogen receptor signaling pathway; regulation of DNA-templated transcription; cellular response to estradiol stimulus. The record is from RefSeq and is a predicted model, not a curated record. The transcript has 10 exons. Gene Ontology annotation, cellular component: nucleus. Gene Ontology annotation, molecular function: steroid binding; sequence-specific DNA binding; nuclear receptor activity.
GGUGAAUACCUUUUUGCUAUUAAUUCAUAAGAUUCAGUGCAAUAAUAACAAUAUGCUAAAUUAAUUUCUAGAAAUCAUUUUGGGGUGUGCUACAACCCAACACUGUAGGGUUAAAUUAGGUGGCGUGUGAUUCGGUCUGGCGCAAUGUUUACCUCAUGUUAGCCAUGUAGAAUCCCAAUCUCAUACUUGUCUUUUAAAAUCAUGAAACACAAACCCAGUUACACCUGAGCUGCUGGAUUAGAAGAGUCAGAGCUGUUUUGUUUAGGCUGUUGUUCAAUGGACUACUGCCAGUAUGCUUGCUCAACAAGUCAUGUACAGGCGUUCUCUGUCCAAAGGGCAACCAACAGGUCAGGUUUGUUUCUGUUCUAAAGAAACAAUAAAACAGAUAUGCUCUGUAAAGACUAGAAGAGGAUAAGAAAGAAGCCACUGUAAUGAUUUAGUCCAAAACCAAAACAAAACGCCUGGGCCUGCUUUAAGCAUGACAGCUUUGCCAAAUACAGAACCCCACUUGCUGCAGCUACAAGGUGUUGGAUCAAGCAGAGUGUCAGGAAAGACCUGCUCUCCGGGAAUCAGUUGCCCUAUUUCACACCGCGGGGCGAUGCCUGCAUUGAUGAUGGAGCAACAUGCUGUUUGCAUCCCUUCCCCGUACAGGGAUAGCAACAACGAUUGCACAGCAGUGGCAUUUUAUAGCCCUUCGAUGCUUGGGUACAGUGGGCACAGUAAUGGCAGCAUUCUGGACAGCCCGACAGUAAGACCAUGUUUGAGCCCCUCUGCAUUCUGGCCAUCACCAAGCCAUAUUUCCUCAUUAGCCCUUAACUGCCAGCAGAUGCAUACAGAUCCUCCAAGGAGCCCUUGGAAGGAGGAGAGAUCAACAGUGCAAAUACUGUCAGUGAGCAGCAACGAAAGCAGCAGAAAAAUAAAGGAAAAUUCAGAAGAUCAGGCCAACCCUUCUGGACGCUGCUCGGGUUCGAAACAGGCCAUGCACUAUUGCGUGGUGUGCAAUGACUUUGCCUCAGGUUAUCACUACGGGGUCUGGUCGUGUGAGGGGUGCAAAGCAUUCUUUAAAAGGAGCAUCCAAGGGCACAACGAUUAUAUCUGCCCAGCUACAAACCAGUGCACCAUAGACAAGAACAGGAGGAAAAGCUGCCAAGCAUGCCGGCUGAGAAAGUGCUAUGAAGUUGGAAUGAUGAAAUGUGGUACAAGAAGAGAGCGUUCUAAUUGUCGCAUUGUACGACACAGGCGUCUUUCUCAAGGCCAAGUGCAGCCCAACAAAACCAUUGAAAGUGGCUUACUGCAGACGAGCAGGAUUCACUGCAGUUCUCUGAGCCCUGAAAUGCUAAUUUCUUCAGUAUUAGAGGCUGAACCGCCUGAGAUUUAUUUGAUGAGCUAUCCCAUGAAGCCAUUCACUGAGGCCACCAUGAUGACAUCAUUAACCAGCCUUGCAGACAAGGAACUCGUGCACAUGGUCAGCUGGGCCAAAAAAAUUCCAGGGUUUAUGGAGUUCAGUGUGUAUGACCAGGUACGCCUAUUGGAGUGCUGCUGGUUAGAGGUGCUGAUGGUAGGGCUGAUGUGGAGAUCUGUUAAUCAUCCAGGGAAUCUCGUCUUUGCAACUGACCUUAUUUUGAAAAGGGACGAAGGGAACUGCGUGGAAGGGUUGCUGGAGCUUUUCGACAUGCUUCUGGCUACAAUUUCAAGGUUUCGAGAGCUGAAUCUGCAGCAAGAGGAGUAUCUCUGCCUCAAGGUCAUGGUCCUCCUCAACUCCACUAUGUUCCCCAGUCCCUCAGAGAAGCCAGAAGAAAUUGAAAGUAGAGAUAAGCUGCUUAAACUUCUGGAUGCAGUCACUGAUGCUUUAGUCUGGGUUAUUUCGAAGAAGGGACUCUCUUUUCAGCAGCAGUCAGCACGCCUGGCUAACAUCCUGAUGCUGCUCUCCCACAUCAGACAUGCAAGUAACAAAGGUAUUGAGCACCUCUACAGCAUAAAGUCUAAAAGUGUAGUGCCUUUCCGUGAAUUGUUGCUGGAGAUGCUGCACGCCUACUCUCUGCACUUCCCCAGAAUAUCAGUCAUCAGGACAUCAGAAUGCAGCCCAGAGGAACAAACCAAGGAGCCCGUCACCUGUUCAAAGCCAGAAGUAUUUUGCUAGGUAGCAGCCCUGCCCAAGUGCCAAACAUGCAAUGGAAGGAUACACAUCCUGCACGUCGGACCAGACCCCUCCCCUGUCACUAUGAAUUCAUGCAUUCUUUUUACUGUUGGGUUGUUUAAGGAACACAGACCUCUGCCAAAGUUAUCUGGGUUUAAGUCUCAGAUCAGAUGCACUUCCCUUUGAUCUCCCUUAUAUAAAAGCAGCUUCAGACUUUGAAAUUGAACCAGAGGAUAUAUUCGUUUUCAAGAAUGAGGACCACCAUCAAAGGCUCCCAUAUGUAUUGAUGCACAUACUGUGAUUGUAAUUCAGUAAAGCUUACCUUGUCAGCCAUGGUAUUUAUGAGCCGAAGUGACCAUUAUGAAAAAGUCUAAUGCAAAUAUAAAUAUGGUAGCAUCUGUUUUAUCUCCUUUAUUAAUGGUAGGAUAGAAACUGAAAAUAUCGGUGCCUACUGUAAGUGGAGAUUACUCAGAUAGUCACUGUACUAGCAACAGAAUGCAAUACUUCAUACUAAUUAAAUAGGAUGCAUUAUACAUGGUGGCUUAUCUGAAGCAACCCGCUUCUCAGAAGAAGUAUUUUAUUCUUUAUAUGACCAAUUUUGCCACAAAAAAAUAAAAUAUAUCUAUUAAUGAUUAUGCAAAAUUAUUACAUUUUCUAUGAUCUUGCAUAACAUCCUAUCCCACAUCACCCUUUUUGUUUUGCUGUAACUUGGCAAAUCAAAAUGUUAAAUAAUUAAAUAAAUAACUAAUAAUAAUAAAAACUAUCCUGGUUUUAUUGCCCCUUUAAGCUAGACAUCAGCUUGACUAUAAUAACCAGCCAUAUCUUCAUGAGGUUUGCAGAAUUGUUUUCAUAAAACAAAAACGCUUGAAAGGAACUGUUACACUGAAAAUUCCUAAUGUGUCUAGCAGAGAUGUAAAGGAAUGGCCAUGGGUUCAAGAGUCAAGUACUCCUUAUAUAUUCUGCUGGACCUCAGACAGGCACUACCAGCAUAUAGACAUAUAGACAAAUAGACAGGCAGACUGUUGCGUGUGCAAGUUAUCAUUGUCGAGGAUCAGGCAGCCAUUAUGGUCAACCGUUACAUUGAUCAUUAAAUAAACAAGUCUCUUGAACGAUAGUUAUUGUUAGCCCCAUGUGUAAACUGGUGACUCAGAAGGCUUGUUUAAUCCCAGGAAUGCUGAUAUAAGCCAGUUGCUGUUUAUCAGGCUGCUCUUAAUACAAUGUGUAUGGGAUAUUGAAGUCAUGCUGUGCCUAGGUGCAGUACAUUUUUACCAUAUCCUAUGUAGUUCUUUUAUCAUCUGUAAACCAAAUAUGCAAUUUUCUGCUGAGACAGUUAAGACAGAGGUCAGGGUAGAAUGCAUUUGUUGCUAGACUAGUAACUAGUAGACUAGUAGCCUUGUAGACAAACAAGGCUGUUUGUCAGCAGUAUCUGCCCUUGACAGUGAUACAGAUCUUAGUCAUAUUCAAAUUACAUUUUAAAAUACAGGAAUAAAACAGGCCACACAGAUGUAUUUUGAAUUUACAUUGCAUUGAUAUAUUGGUAAAUAGACAUUUUAUUGUAACUGCCUUGAAAAUGUCUUUUCAUAGCUAGACUGUACCCUCCAGGUAGACUUCUAAAGCACUGGAAUAUUGGGUGUUUUUGUUCCUUUUUAAAAAAUGGGAAUGUUUUUUAAUUAUCUUGCUUUACAAUGGUGAUCUGCUUUGUGAU